ACAAUCGGUAAUUCGCCUUUGACAUUGACAGCUGUGGCUGACAGUUUUUAAGGUUAUAGUUUACGUCUAGUGUGUUUAUUUGUGGAAUAAAUUGGUUUAAAAUAAUUAAUAAAGCAACUUUGGGGUGUCUGUGCGGUUUCUUGUCAUAUUUUCUUAAUAUUCCACCGGAUUAGGUGUCGACUGAUUCCCCUUUAAUCUUUUUUGAAGACAUUUUCAGGCAUUCAGCUAGAAUUAAUGGGGAAACAUGAGAAAUGGAGAAAGGUCGCUAAAAGAGCUAGAAGGAAACGCAUUAGACAGUCUCUAGCAAAAAUCAGACAUGAAAAAGAGGAGGAAGAACAAAGAAGACGAGAACAAUCGCCAACAUACCUCCAACUCCUCCAAAAAUAUGAAGAAGAGGAGGCGUUUCAGGAGGAAGAAGAGGCCCGGUUGAGGGCCGAAGCGGAGCAGCGCUGGUUGAAGAUCGAAGAAGAGGCCCAGAGACAGUGGCGGGAGUUGCAGAAGAAGCUUGAGGAAGCGCGUGAAGAAAGAAUCCGCCAAAACCUUCUUAUUAAACUCGAAUGGGAAAAGGAACAAAAACGUCUCAAAGAACUAAAAGAAGCCAAGGAGCGCGAACGCGAAGAAAACGAAAAAAGGCAACAACAACUUCGAGACGAGAUCGAAAACUUUAUCGCCAAUGGGGGCGACACCCCUGAGCACCUCAAAGUCAGCGUUGAAAUGAAUCCAAACAAACCAGUUUGUCCAUUUUUCCAAAAAACCUCGGCUUGUCGCUUCAGAGACUCGUGCUCUCGCAACCACAUCAAGCCGGGAGUUAGUCGGAUUUUGCUCAUUCCGAAUUUCUAUUCACACUAUAGUUUAGAACAGACCGAAAAUGAAUAUGAUGAUUCGUCGCUAGAGUUUGAAAAUCACGAGACGUAUUCGCACUUUAAGGACUUCUUUUUCGACGUUUUGCCCGAAAUGGAACGCUUUGGGCGAAUUCGGCAAUUUAAAGUUUGUUGUAAUCGCGAAUCGCAUUUACGGGGAAAUGUUUAUGUGGAGUAUAGCACGACUCGAGAGGCUGUUAAAAGCUUUCAAGUCUUUAACGGACGCUGGUAUGGGGGCAGACAGCUAAGCGUCGAGUUUUGCAAUAUUGAGUCUUGGAAGUCGGCGAUUUGUGGUUUGCAUAGUCGCAAAAAGUGUCCCAAAGGCAGUUCUUGCAAUUUUCUCCACGUGUUUCCUAAUCCACAAAACAUGUUUCAUUUGGCUGACAGAGAUGAGCAUAGGACACCGUCUAGGAGUAUUAGCAGAUCAGAGACAGAAGAAAGAAAUUGGAGGUGGUCCGAAUCGCCGGAAAGAUUAGAGUACACAACUAGUGAAAAAAGACGUGAAGAAAAACACACGAGAAAUGGCUGUAGUUCUAAAAGACGAUCUCAGGAAACUUCACAUAGUAGAAGUUCUAAAAGUAGAAAAAGGAGCAGAAGUAGAAAUAGACGAGAAAAUAAGAGUAACAGAAAAAAGUCCAAACACCAUUGACUGUAACAAGUUGUUUAGAAUAAACGUUUAACAUCUA
Tribolium castaneum (red flour beetle) is the source of this 1546-nucleotide messenger RNA. RefSeq lists its product as uncharacterized. Lineage: Eukaryota; Metazoa; Arthropoda; Insecta; Coleoptera; Tenebrionidae. Gene Ontology annotation, cellular component: U2AF complex; spliceosomal complex. The record is from RefSeq and is a predicted model, not a curated record. Bases 235 to 1509 code for a protein of 424 amino acids. The transcript is spliced from 5 exons. Gene Ontology annotation, biological process: mRNA splicing, via spliceosome. Gene Ontology annotation, molecular function: pre-mRNA 3'-splice site binding; metal ion binding.